AUGGAUAUCUCUAUAAAGGCAAUUUCACGGAUCAAGUACCAUAUGAGCAACCUUGAAGAGAUCAAGCAUAACAUUAAGGAAAAGGAUCUGUACCGCUGGUUUGGAAGUCCAACAGCUCCAAGUUUCCUUGUCACGUUUCAGGGAAACACAGUACUGCAUCUUGCUGCCAUUAAUGGGCAUGAUCAGUUGGUGCGGCGUAUCCUGGACCAUGAGCUAAACGUUCUUAGAAGUUGGAACCCUUCCUUAAAUGGCCAUGAGCUGAUAGUUGACCUUCUUGUUGCAUCCCUAUGUCUUCUUCCGCAAGAUAGAAUUAUUGUGCUUGGCUCAGAGCAGAUCGUACUUGGAAAUAUCUUGAGAGUUUCCAACGAUGAUGGGGAUACUGCAUUGCACCUCGCCCUGAAAGGGAACCAUGUAUCUGUUUCCUUGCAACUUGUUCGUAAAGAUCAGAGCACUUGCUUUCUUCUGGACAAGGAGGAUGUGUCUCCAUUGUAUAUGGCGGCUGAAGCUGGACAUGUUGCACUCGUAGAACAUAUGUUACAGGGUUUGAAUGCAGGCUUUGUUGGGAAGUCAGUCGUGUGUGCGGCAAUCAAAAGCCAGAAUCUUGAUAUACUAACAGCUGUACUGGAGAGCGACUCAGAUCUGGUAGAGUCGAGGGAUGAAGAUGGGCGAACUCCACUUGCCUUUGCAGCAGCCAUUGGAUAUGACAAAGGAGUGGAGUAUAUGCUAACCAGAUUUGCAAGUUCUACACAGGUUGCUUACAUAAAGAAUGAAGAUGGUUCUUUCCCCAUCCACUCAGCCUGCAUUGCAAGUUGCACCUCAGCUCUCAAGGUGAUCUUAAAACACCACCCAGACACAAUAGAGAUGCUUAACUCACAGGGUCAAAACGUUCUUCAUGUCGCUGCUAAUAGCGGGAACGCAAAAGCUGUUGCCUAUCUGCUCAGAAAAGCUGACAUCAAAAGUUUAAUCAAUGAACAAGAUGUACAAGGAAACACACCGUUGCAUUUAGCCAGCAUAAACUCUAAUCCCAAGGUUGUAAGUCUCUUCAUACAUGAUAAUAGAGUGGACUUGAAAGUACUGAAUUACAAAGGGUUCACUACUUUAGAUGCUGCGGAGGAGCAUAUGGCGGCGAUCCCUUCACUCCAACAGUGGUUGAUAUGGGUGGCAUUGGUGUCUGCCGGUACCAUUAGAGCUCCACGUGUUCAUCUGAGAGCAGACACUCGUACCACAGAUGAGGACUUCACCCUAAAAACGUACAAGGACAGAGUAAACACCCUCCUUGUGGUGGCAACACUGGUGGCUACAAUGGCUUUUGCUGCUGGCUUGAGUGUGCCACUAGGUUACAACAGCACAGAGUUCAGGUCAAAUGUCAAACAUUCUUACGAGGAAUCUGCGUUCCAUGCUUUCGUCAUCUGCAAUAGCAUCGCUGUCUAUAGUGCUGUUAUAUCGACGGUUGCUCUGAUAGGGACACAAUUGGCUGACAUGAAAUGCAUGCUGACCACCUUCAAAUUCAUCGUGCCGCUUCUGGGGUUUUCUAUUAUCGCCAUGUCUCUGGCUUUUGUCGCGGGGUUAUACCUGGUCUUGGGACAGCAUCAUUGGCUUGCCAUAUUUGUCUUAGCUUCAGGCGGCUUCUAUCUCAUGGCUUUGCUUCUGCUCAUCAUCCCUUAUGCUUCGCCUUAUACCUUGAGUCCGCUCGUUUUCCGCUAUUUUUUGCGGUUUCCCUUUUCAAUGUUGGUUUUCUUUGCAUACUGGAGGGAUGGCACUGAUGGGGAAUGCUCUUCACGAGUUUUCCGUUGGUCAUUUAUUGGUUAA
This is a messenger RNA of Thlaspi arvense, 1809 nucleotides long. The record is from the annotation of a GenBank genome assembly. Lineage: Eukaryota; Viridiplantae; Streptophyta; Magnoliopsida; Brassicales; Brassicaceae.